UCGCCCUGAUCCUCGCAUGCUCUCCAUUGCUAUCGACGUCGCCAAACCUUCCCCACCCUAAAUCGCGACUUCUCAUAUUCCGACAGUCACAUCCUGCUCCAUGCAGCACAUUAUAUGCCCAUCCGCUAUUGCGAUAACCUCUUUCCUGUCCUCCUCUGGUUGAGGCUGCCCGCCUCUGCAUCGGAAUCGCCGCCAAGAUGAAUGGCUACACGUCCUACCCGGAGCGGCCCUUCCCUCAGCACAAUAACUCGCAGAAUAUGAUGAAUAUGGCGGGGGAAGGCAUGGGCUUUGGGACUCCUAUGGACGAUGGCCAGUCACUCAACGAUAUCGUUUCCCUCAACGAGAAAGCGAACCGCCGCCGAAGCAUGCCUGUCUAUCCCAAUCAGCCGGAUGCCAUGCAGAUGGGCAGUCCUGAUUCCCGCCGCUUGUCCAUGAUGAAUUUCGGCGAUGGCUCCGCCGGCGCUUUCGAGGAUUUCCAAUUUAGCAUGCCCGCAGAUGCGACCAUGGACGGUAUGAUGCGAGGCGCUACUUUCCCCCGGACCACCAGCGAAAUGCAGAAUGACCAUCGCCCAACCGCCGAUUUGGCCAUCAGCACCCAGUUUUCCAACCAAAACUCACCCUUUCCUCACAUGCAGGGCCCGGGCUCUGCCUAUGCUUCUCCCCUACAUCAUAACCUCUCCCUCGAUGCCAUGGAUAUGAAUAGUCCAUACCCCACCGCUAUAGACAUGUCCUUGGACAUGGGUGAUCCCUCCCUCGCCAUGAUGGGUACCGACAUGAACUUGAUUUCCGCUCGGCAAUUCAGCAAUUCGAUGAUGGGUUCACCAGUCGCACAGGAUUUUAAUGUACCCUUGCCCGGCCCACGACCAGAUCCCUCUUCUCUUACGCCUUUGCCGCACACCGAUCAGUUCAAUGCAUCUCCCAUGGGCGGAACCCCCGACCUGCGCGCGAAUCUACCCUCCCGCCCCAAUAGUCAGGAGCAAAGUAGCGGCCGUUCCAGCGCCCAACCGCUCAGUGAGCAGCAACCUUCUUCCCAGAGCACUCCACACGUGCACCCUACGACAUCCAUACAUCCCCAAGAACGCCCUACACCUAUCCGGCUCCCUAAACAGGAACCCUCUCAAGAGAUCUACAAUGGUAUCAAGCUCCCUUGGACCGCACCCCCUGGGGGAUUCCCAUCUACCAUGACAUCCAAUCCUCAUAUGAAAACGCAAUUCAAGAAUGUGUACUCGUCCACCGGCUUUGACAUGCUUGGUGUUCUGAUGCGAGUCGCCACGAGGCAAAAUCCCCAAAUAGAUAUAGGCUCGGUCGAUCUAUCGUGCGCCUUCGUGGUUUGCGAUGCAGCAAUGGACGACAAUCCGAUUGUUUAUUGCUCUGAGAACUUCGAACGCCUCACUGGUUAUAGUAAACACAUGAUUCUUGGCAGGAAUUGCCGAUUCUUGCAGUCUCCUGAUGGAAAGGUGGAGCCUGGUGUUAAACGGAACUAUGUUGAUGACGAUGCUGUCUUGUAUCUCAAAAACAUGAUUACCACACGACAGGAAGCUCAGAUCAGUCUCAUCAAUUACCGACGAGGUGGCCAGCCAUUCAUGAACCUCUUGACGAUGAUUCCUAUUUCGUGGGAGGCCGGCGGUCCCAUAAAAUUCAUCGUUGGAUUCCAAGUAGAUCUAGUGGAACAGCCUGGGUCGAUGACGAACAAGAACGCAGACGGAUCCUACAGAGUCAAUUACCAGCGCGGAAUGUCCAUGCCAAGCUACAUUUUCGACCCAGAUGCACAUAAACCCCACUCGGAUGCGGGUCAGACUGUGUCCAAAGACGAGGUAUCCAAUGUUUUAACAACAUAUGGAGCUGCAGGCGAAUCUGAUAUUACAAGACGCGUCUGGGAUAAAGUUUUGUUGGAAAACACGGAUGACGUUGUCCAUGUCCUGUCUCUGAAAGGACUCUUCCUUUACCUGUCUCCUUCGAGUAUUCGGAUCCUGGAAUAUGACCCAAGUGAACUCGUGGGCACGGCUUUAUCUUCGGUAUGCCAUCCUAGUGACAUUGUCCCCGUGACAAGAGAAUUGAAAGAGGCCACCAAUGGUACAUCGGUGAAUGUGGUUUUCCGAAUUCGUCGAAAGAAGAGUGGGUACAUGUGGUUCGAGGGCCACGGUUCCCUGCAUAACGAGCAGGGUAAAGGUCGGAAGUGUAUCAUCCUUGUUGGCCGAGAGAGACCCGUUUACACCCUCAGCAAAUCCAUCGUUCGCGCAUCAGGUGGCAUCGGUGAUAACGAGUUGUGGACGAAGAUGUCUACAUCUGGCAUGUUUUUGUUCGUGUCGUCGAACGUCCGUCAAUUGCUAGAUCGCCAACCGGAGGAACUUGUUGGAAGCAGUAUGCAGGCACUAAUGCGAGCCGAGUCGAAACAGAACUUUGGUCGGAUACUUGAAUUGGCAAGGACCGGAAGGAAGGCUGAGGUGAAGCACGAGAUGAUCAACAAAAGGGGCCAGGUCCUUCAGGCAUUCACUACCAUAUAUCCUGGAGAUGCUACCGAAGGACAGAAACCCACUUUCAUCGUAGGACAAACGAGAAUGUUGCGACAUACUCGAAGCGCCGCCCAGCGACCUUCCAUGUAUACAAGCAAGGAGCGCACCGGCGGCGAUUCUCUCACUCCUGCGCAAUCCGUACCUUCUGGAACCUCACCAGCCCAAGGUGGUGCGACGCCUGGAAUGGGAUCGAGCACUCCUCACACCAGUAGUUCGGGGCAACAAUUCCAGUCCACAGAGGUUUCGGCCACCACGAUGCCGGGCCAACAGGGACUUGCAUUAGGACAUCAAGAUCAGUUCUUAGCUUCCGACGACAAUGUAUUCGAUGAGCUCAAAACGACCCGAAGCACUAGUUGGCAAUACGAGCUUCGACAAAUGGAGAAGCGAAAUCGAUAUCUUGCAGAGGAGGUGCAGAGUCUCCUGGCGGCUAAGAAGAAGAGGAAGAGAAGAAAAGGUGCUGGGCAACUGCAAAAGGAUUGCGCCAACUGUCACACGCGGACCACGCCUGAGUGGCGACGGGGUCCUUCUGGCAAUCGAGAUUUGUGCAAUUCUUGCGGACUCCGAUGGGCCAAGCAAAAUGGCCGCGUAUCGCCCAGGAACUCUUCACAACAUUCGCAGAGUGACAAGAGCAAGAAGAGCGUGUCCCCACGCCAUCCGUCUAUGCUGUCAAAUCCCAUCCAGGAAUCGGAAGCCCAGCCAUCGAUAGGGGCGACGCUCGCCCAUGGCGAGAAGCGGACUCCACAACAGACCAGCAGCGAUAGCCACGCAGCGAAGAUUGCACGCAUGGAAGGCUCCGCCCCACAAGGAUACGGCGGCGGAGUGCCCGCGAAGAUCGAGGAAGCUGUGGAGCCACCAGACUGAGCCUGCCCAUUCGGAACACCAUCCUAUCUAUUCCAUUUUUCUAAUCUCUUUGACGUCU
Aaosphaeria arxii CBS 175.79 is the source of this 3432-nucleotide messenger RNA. Its product is annotated as white collar-1 transcript variant 2. The record is from RefSeq and is a predicted model, not a curated record. NCBI's taxonomy places the organism in Eukaryota, Fungi, Ascomycota, Dothideomycetes, Pleosporales. The transcript has 5 exons. Gene Ontology annotation, molecular function: protein binding; zinc ion binding; sequence-specific DNA binding. Bases 198 to 3374 code for a protein of 1058 amino acids. Gene Ontology annotation, biological process: regulation of DNA-templated transcription. Gene Ontology annotation, cellular component: nucleus.